Molecule: messenger RNA, 2394 nt
Organism: Melopsittacus undulatus (budgerigar)
Lineage: Eukaryota; Metazoa; Chordata; Aves; Psittaciformes; Psittaculidae
Gene: PUS1
Product: pseudouridine synthase 1
Exons: 6
Coding region: 60-1355 (431 amino acids)
Biological process (GO): mRNA pseudouridine synthesis; tRNA pseudouridine synthesis
Cellular component (GO): nucleus
Molecular function (GO): pseudouridine synthase activity; RNA binding
Source: RefSeq, a predicted model, not a curated record
GCCGAGGCCGGGGUUGAGGCCGCGGCUCCUGCCGCCCGGGGCCGACUGUGCUCGGGGCGAUGCUGCGGCUACGGUGGGGACUGAGCGCUCUGAGCUGCGGGCUCUCGGCGCCGGGCAGCGGGCGGACCGCCGGGCUCUCAGUUCUUAGGAUGGCUGAGGAGCUGAGAGCAGCGGUUGCCAGCCAGGCGAAGAGGCUGAACAGCAGCAGUGAGGUAGUGGAGAGGAUAGAAGAAAAUGGGCAUCAGAAUAAGAGGUUGAAGAGAGAUGCAGAUGAGGAGGAUGGGGAGGAUCAGAAUAAAAGGUUACCUAAAAGGAAGAUUGUCUUGCUGAUGGCAUACUCAGGGAAAGGCUACCAUGGGAUGCAGAGAAAUGUGGGAUCUUCACAGUUCAAGACGAUUGAAGAUGACUUAGUAUCUGCCCUUGUUCAGUCAGGCUGCAUCCCGGAAAACCAUGGGGAAGACAUGAAGAAAAUGUCUUUCCAGCGGUGUGCUCGAACAGACAAGGGUGUAUCUGCAGCGGGACAGAUUGUGUCACUAAAGGUCAGGCUAAUAGAUGACAUCUUAGAAAAGAUCAAUAACCAUCUUCCUUCUCACAUCAGAAUUCUGGGUCUGAAGAGAGUCACUGGGGGAUUCAACUCCAAGAACAAGUGUGAUGCCAGAACCUACUCCUACAUGCUGCCAACGUUUGCCUUUGCCCAUAAAGACCAUGAUGUGCAAGAAGAGGUUUAUCGACUGGACAAAGAGACCCUUGAAAGAGUAAAUAAACUGCUUGCAUGCUACAAAGGAACACACAACUUCCACAACUUCACAUCUCAGAAGGGACCCAGAGACCCCAGUGCGAAGCGAUACAUAAUGGAGAUGUACUGUGGGGAGCCAUUUGUGAGGGAAAACAUAGAAUUUGCAGUGAUCAAAGUGAAAGGCCAGAGUUUCAUGAUGCACCAGAUAAGGAAGAUGAUUGGGCUGGUGAUAGCUAUUGUGAAAGGUUAUGCUGCGGAGUCUAUCAUCGAGCGCAGCUGGGGAGAGGAGAAAGUAGAUGUCCCCAAAGCCCCAGGACUUGGGUUGGUCUUGGAAAGAGUACACUUUGAAAAAUACAACAGACGGUUUGGAAAUGAUGGGCUGCAUGAGCCACUGGAGUGGACAGAGGAGGAGGAGAAGAUUGCUGUUUUCAAAGAGCAGUAUAUAUAUCCUACCAUUAUCAACACAGAAAGAGAGGAAAAAUCCAUGGCAAACUGGCUAAGCACCCUCUCCAUUCAUGACUUCAACUCUUCUGCUGUUGAGAUGCAAGCUAACACCAAAACCUCAAAGAACAGCAGCGAUCUUGAAGGCAGUGAUGGUUCCGAUGGUGAUUCUGACUGAGCCAGUGUGUUGCUGGACGUGGGACCCUUACUGCUUGCAGUUCCCUGUAUCUACAAAGAAGUGGCCUUUCUAAAUCCAAGAAUCCAGUCAAGCAGGGGUUUGUGUGCUUGCAGAUGAGAACCAAAUACCCCUGGGAAACCGGGUGGGGAAGACAGUACAGUAGGAAAAGUAAAAGAAGCUUUUUAUAUCACUGACUGAUAUGCUUGAAAAUAUUACAAAGAGAAAGCAGCAUUCUAAAGGAGUCUUGUACUGCAGGAUGUCUUAAUUGCUGCUUGAAUAAUGUUUUUAUUAUAUGUUUACCUGGAAAAUAGUAUUUUAAAUAUGUAUAAUCUCUACAUAAAGGUGGGGCAAAUAAUUUUCAAAUACUUUUUUUUAAUUAUUAUUACGAUGUUAUGACUCCAUGAACUUUUCCUUAUUUUUUACUACUUUCUUUACCUUUACUUAACCUCAUCUCUAAACAUCAUUAAGCUUUUAUUUUCCAUGUCUUCCACCACUUUCUGGUGGAAACAUGCAUGGUUAGAAACUCAUUAUCAUGUUGUGUGCUGUGAGUUCUGUUAGUAUUGAAACAAGCUUUCUGCAUCCUCUAAAGCUUUGCAAGUCUGAAAGAAAUGAUUCCUUAGUGACAGGUCUUAAUUCUGGAACAUGGAUUGAACCAUAUAUUUGAAGAUGAGACCUUGUCUUUGGGAGAUGCUCCCAGUAUUGCCCAUGGGCGGACUCAAGAAUAUAGAUCCACAGCCACAUGUUUCACACAUGUAUAGUUGAGAAGAGAUGAUAUAUGUUAAGACUGCAAUUCAGAGUGUGCAGCCGUGGAUAUUCUAGUGUUGCCUGUGGUGGAUCACUAAAUGUAUUGCUGCUGGUUUAGUAUUUCUGGUUUUAGUGGAAACUAUCCAGUCAUUUUCUAGACUUGGGGUUGAAUCAACUUGGUAUGUAUGAAAGGAAUGGUGCUACCUGCAUUCAUUUUGUGUGUGUGAACUGUUAAUUCCUAUCAAGCUGCUCAGAAUGUGUGCAAUGAUAUGGGAAACUCUGUCUUCCUUUGGGA